AUGUACAAAUCCAACUAUGAUAUCUACAAAUGCGAAAGCAUUGACAGCAGACGCUCGCCACCACCAGAUGAGCUGCUCUCCCCAUUGGCAACGCUCUAUCCGCAUGUGGCAGCCAUGCAGCCGCAGUACAACCCCAACAACUGCACCUUUACCGGUUACCAACAAACAAACUAUUGGGCUGCAGCCUACACUACACAGCCCUUGGAUGAGACAGCCGAAUUAACACGACGAGGCAGUGAACAACCAUGUCGCCGCUUAGUAUCCAAGCUUCGUCGCUUCCUCAGCCGAGACGACUUGAAAUAUCGUCGACGGUCCGAGGCGACUACAAGAACAACACUCUUUUGA
Messenger RNA from Penicillium pulvis, 345 nucleotides. RefSeq lists its product as uncharacterized. The coding region runs from base 1 to 345 and encodes 114 amino acids. The transcript has 3 exons. Lineage: Eukaryota; Fungi; Ascomycota; Eurotiomycetes; Eurotiales; Aspergillaceae. The record is from RefSeq and is a predicted model, not a curated record.